AUGAGUGCCACAGCCAAUGACGAUAGUCAAGAAGAAAGAAUAACUCUACAUGAAAGCAACCAAGAUAGCCAUGUCGACAAUGACACCAAUGAAACAGCAAACCAGACUUUGAAUGAGCCUUUUGUGGAAAACGGCAGUGGCAAUGAGAACAGCGAUGCUUCACCACCACCUCCACCACAACAGCCCUAUACGGAUAAUGAUAAUGAUGAUGGUGAAGAUACCACUCCUGGUGCGAUGUAUGAUCGAGCACCCUUAUUAUCACGAUCCUAUUCACAAGAGAGCACUAUCAGCACUGAUUCAGCACCACCACCUUAUGAACUCUAUCCACCUGCGAAGACGAUGUUUGGUAGGGCGUACAAUUGGCUUCGGCAACUACCUCGCAUACGACGGCGUCAUGGUGCUAUUCGACUACCGACACUACCUAUCCAUCGUUCACGACAUAGCCAACAUGCUGAUUCGCUAUCAUCCACCUCGAUAGAUUCGAUUGCAUCAUCAGCGUAUCCAGCAACAUGCUGUUCAUAUUAUUACCAUGUCCUUGUUUCUUAUUUCCCAUCCAUGCCACGUCUUGUAUUACCUUCAGCACUGGGACGCUUUCGUGGAUUCCUUAUUUGCCUUUCAUUCUUCGCCCUGAUGAUCUUUGCCUUUCUUUUAUUUUGCUCGGUCUUUUUUUCUCCAGCAUCAUUACCCCCACCCUCGAUUCCCGACAAGACAACAGACUCAAAUGCUCGCUUUCUCACGCUCAACAUAUUCAUGCGUCCUCCAGGCAUCACCAACAACCUCUCCGAUUACAAAGAUGAACGUCUCUCCUACAUUGUCGAUCAUAUCCUUCCGCAAUACGAUGUCGUCGCAUUCCAAGAAGCCUUUGCAUUCGGUAGUAGACGAAAGGAUUGGCUGAUUCAACAAGCAAGAGCCAUGGGAUACAAUCAUCAUAUCGAGUCACCUCGUCAUUAUCCUUGGGAAAUCGCUGUGGAUGGUGGAUUAUUGAUCAUGUCAAGAUUUCCUAUUCGUGUAUCCCAUGACAUUGAAUAUCCUCGUGGUUUCCAUAGUGAUUGGUUGUCACGUAAAGGGGCACUUCAUGCCUUGAUCGAAUUCAAUGCCACGCGAUUUAUGCAUCUUUAUACCACCCAUGCUCAAGCAUCCUACACGAGUCAAGCUAAUCCAGAUAUUGGCGAUGUCCAAAUGCGUCUCAGUCAAUUUGCACAGCUACAUCAACUUGUACGCGACACAUCAGAGCAUGACAAUAUACCGAUAGUGCUUAUGGGCGACUUUAAUGUGGAUGCUGCUGUACAUAUGGGAUUGCCAUUGACGGAGCCAUCGACCAUGAGUUCAAAAGAGUACGGCAUGAUGUUGGAUGUACUACGUGGUACGGGUGUCGAUCCCAAGUUGGUAGAGCUCAAGAUGCGAGGACGAUUAUAUGCUGACAACUGGCGUUUGGACGAUCUCACGGAUGUGGUUUAUGAUCAUUAUGGAUAUCAUCCUGUGACAUUUGGGGAUGUGCAUGUCAACAUGGAAGGAGAAAUUGAACCGGCUGAGACCGUGUUGACCGAUAUGAGCCAAGCAAUGACCGUACAAAGCAUUGAUCGUAUCCUGUGGGACAAAUCAAGACCUUCGAUUGUUGUCAAGAACCCUCAAACAGCAAAGUUUUUGGUACAAAGCAAUGACAGGUUGAGCAAGGAGGAGAAACAACAGAUUCCCUUUACACAAAUAUCAGAUCAUUAUGGGCUUGAGUGUACUAUUGAGCUAAUAUGA
This is a messenger RNA of Lichtheimia ornata, 1749 nucleotides long. RefSeq lists its product as uncharacterized. Lineage: Eukaryota; Fungi; Mucoromycota; Mucoromycetes; Mucorales; Lichtheimiaceae. Gene Ontology annotation, cellular component: cytoplasm; extracellular region. The transcript has 3 exons. Bases 1 to 1749 code for a protein of 582 amino acids. The record is from RefSeq and is a predicted model, not a curated record. Gene Ontology annotation, molecular function: sphingomyelin phosphodiesterase activity.